GCGGGGCGCGGCUGAGGCGCGGCGGAUCGCGGCGGGCGGUGAGCCUUCCCCGGUGCGGCCGGGGUACUCCCGAUCCCCUGGAGCCAUGGGGGAGCCGCGGUACCUGCAGGCCGAGUGCGCGUUCCGGCCCGGGGCACACUCGGUGCGGGUGACCCUGAGCCGCUGCACGCUGCGGGUGGAGGUGGAGGCUCACGGCACCGCCGACCUGUGGAGGGGCGAGUUCGAUGCCGCCUUCAUCGAGGACCUGACCCGCAAAACGGGGAAUUUCAAGCAGUUUGGCAUUUUCUGCAGUAUGCUGGAGUCGGCACUCACACAGAGUAGCGACUCCGUCAGCCUGGAGCUCCUCACCUACACCGACUUGGAGACCCUGCAUAGCCGGAAAGUGGGGGCAGUCACCCGGCCUCUCCCUUCCACCUCUUCCUCCCUCAACACCAAGCGCUACCUCAUCCUCAUCUACUCUGUGGAGUUCGAUAGGAUCCAUUACCCACUGCCCCUGCCCUACGUGGGGCGGCCGGACCUUGCGGCAGUGGUGCGGGAGCUGCAGGAGCAGCUGGCGCAGCUCCGGGCCCGGCGCCUGGAGGAGACCCAGCACCUGCGGGACGCGCUGUGGCAGGCGCUGGAGGAGAAGCGGGCAGCAGAGGCCCGGCACCAGCGCGAGUACCGGCAGCUGGCUGCAGAGCUGACCCAGGCAAAGGCGUCGGAGCAGAGGCUGCAGCUGCGGGUGAAGAACCUGACAGCUGAACUGGCCUCCUGCAGGAGGGGCCGCCAGAAAUCUGCCAGCCCGGCCCCACGACCCAAGGAGCAACGCUCAGCAUCCCUGGAAAGCCACAGGAGCAGCCGGGGCCGCCCCUCGCCACAGUCCCUGUCACCUGCAGGCUCCCACCGACCACGCUUCGACCCCACUGCCUUUGUCAGGAACCGUCAGCGCCAGCAGAAGGAAGCUGAGCUCAGAAGCCAGCGGCAUGGAGUGGCUUCUGGCAGCGCCAGCCCAGCAAGGAGCCACAGGCGCAGCUCGUCUGCUGAAAGCUCCCGGAGCUGGCGCUUGGGAGGGAGCUCUGGCAGCAAAGCCAGUGAACGCCUUGAGCCCGUGCCCUGCAGGGACAGGAGAGUGACCCGUAAACGGAGACCCCUGAGCACCUCGUCCUGCAAUGGCCCCUGUGUGGUGCCUCACACAGCUGCCAGCCACAAGCUGCCAGCAUGCAGGACUGGUGGCAAGCGCCCUGGUAAAGAGAACCACUCCAAGGAGCACUCAGCUGAACUGGCUGAGAUUGACGCCCGGCUGCAGGCUCUGCAGGAGUACAUGGACAGCCUGAACACCCGCAUGUGACCCCCUCCAGGGACACACACCCUCUCCCUGUGUCCUCAGGGGGUGACAGUGGUGGUGUGGUACAAGUAUCCCCCCAAAUAAACCUUUGUGUGGC
This is a messenger RNA of Poecile atricapillus (Black-capped chickadee), 1421 nucleotides long. RefSeq names its product coiled-coil domain containing 61 (gene CCDC61). NCBI's taxonomy places the organism in Eukaryota, Metazoa, Chordata, Aves, Passeriformes, Paridae. Gene Ontology annotation, cellular component: centrosome. The record is from RefSeq and is a predicted model, not a curated record. The coding region runs from base 86 to 1327 and encodes 413 amino acids. The transcript has 14 exons.